Messenger RNA from Chrysoperla carnea, 2419 nucleotides. Its product is annotated as 5'-AMP-activated serine/threonine-protein kinase catalytic subunit alpha. The coding region runs from base 97 to 2349 and encodes 750 amino acids. Gene Ontology annotation, biological process: peptidyl-serine phosphorylation; peptidyl-threonine phosphorylation. Gene Ontology annotation, molecular function: ATP binding; protein serine/threonine kinase activity. NCBI's taxonomy places the organism in Eukaryota, Metazoa, Arthropoda, Insecta, Neuroptera, Chrysopidae. The record is from RefSeq and is a predicted model, not a curated record. The transcript is spliced from 5 exons.
AAAAUGCAAAAUUUGGAAGAGUAUAAUAAAUUUUUAAAAUGUCUCAACAAUAACAGUUAUUAAGUGCUAUUAAUUAACAAUAUCGAUAUAUACAAAAUGGCGAAUCACCUCAGAAAAUCCUUGAGUGGCAGUAUACAUCGUAUUCGAGAAUUUGAAUUAGAAAAAGUAAAUUUAGCUGAAGAGUUUGAUAUAUUACAAAUUGUUGGUGAAGGAUGGUUUGGAAAAAUUUUACUGGUCGAGCAUCGUGCAACCGAUACCGAAAUGGUUUUAAAAGCCCUACCAAAAGCGUACAGCGCUCUAAGAGAUUUUUAUCGUGAAUUUCAUUAUAAUUUACAUCUGGGUGCCCACAAACACAUUAUUACAACGUACGACGUUGCAUUUGAAACAGCUGGUUUUUAUGUAUUUUCACAAGAGUACGCUCCGUUAGGCGACUUAACAUCAAAUCUUACCGAUAAUGGAAUUGGAGAGUUACAUACAAAACGAGUAGCUAAACAACUCACAUCAGCAUUAGAACAUCUGCAUGCUCGGGAACUUGUCCACCGUGAUGUUAAAUUAGACAAUAUUUUAAUAUUUAAAUCGGAUUUUUCCCGAAUAAAAUUAUGUGAUUUUGGUGAAACAAGGCGUGUGGGUACUGUGGUUCGACGACGUAACGAAUGGCUACCAUAUGCUCCUCCAGAAGUUUUACAAAUUGAAACUGAUGAUAACUAUAAAGCAACCACUUCUCACGAUGUGUGGCAGUUUGGUAUUGUUAUUUUUGUAUGCUUGACUGGAUGUUUACCUUGGCAAAAAGCAGCAUCUGAUGAUCAGCGAUAUAUGCGUUAUAUAACUUGGCAUUCAAGUGCGUUAUCGCCAAUCAGAAAACAGCCAAAACUAUUCAAAUUAGUUACUUCAAAAGGUCAACGAAUGUUUAGAAAAUUAUUAGAGCCGAAACCAGAUAGACGUCUCACUGGGUUAAGUGAAGUUUAUCGAUAUUUGGACGAUCGGUGGAUGGCAAAAGCUAACAUUGAAAAAAAUGCAGGAGCCGAUGCGGAUGAUGGACUUUGCCCAUCGAUGUAUAGUUUUCAUAGCAGCCCUGAAGAAAAGAAUAAAUUAUUGCAUUCCUUAAUUCAAUAUGGAUUAGAAACGACUGUAGAUCGUGAAGCAAAGAAAGACCGUAUACGCGCAUGGAUUCAAAACAGUGUUAUAGAAGAAGAAGAUGAAACUCUUGAAGAAGAACAAGAAAUCAGUGGUAUAUUAUCAUCAGAUGAAGAGGAGAACAUUGUUUUUCAUGAUAACGAAACAGGUCCAGCUGGAGAACGAUUACAUAAUCGAGGGCCAAUCAGUACAAGACGUGUAGCAAAUGGCUCACGAGCUGAUUUACAUAGUGCAACACCUUUAGUUCAAAAUACUACGGCAAUAAUGCUUCCAACACCACCAAAGAAGCCUGAACGUCACCAUUAUAAUCAUCGUAAUGAUACCAAACCAAAAAUUGAAAAAGUUUAUACACCACCAAUUGAUCCAACGAUUCCGUUAGCUGUACAAAAAGUUCAAACACUUCCCAACACAAAUUUGAAUAAUAAUACGUUACCAUCGCAAAUUAUUCGUAAUCCAAAUGCAUUUUUGGUUGAAACAAAUUCAUUACAAAAUUUACCACAAAGUUCGAAUACAACAUACGAAAUAACUAAUCAAGACGUAGCAAAUAAAACUCUGGGUCAUUCACAUAGCAGUAAUGCAUUAUUACAAAGUGUACAGGACAAUUCAUCACAAAUGAAUGCGAUACAAAAAUCACAAACCAUCGGUGGUUAUAUGCCGUCACAAACUUCAAAUCAAAAUUAUAAUCUCAAUUAUUCAACGCAAUCACUACAAUUCCCUCCACAAAAUGUCUCGAAUACACCUCAAAUGAAUAAUUCUACUAAUAAUAACAAUAUGCAAGCUAAUAAUUCGCAAAGUACAAUAUCAAAUACACCGUCUUCCUUAUCUUCCAACAGUAGUAUUCAAAUGACAACAAAUCAAUUGAAUAAUGCACCAAAACAAAUCAUUCCAAAUUUACAAAAGAAUUCAAAAACUGAUGUAUCAAGAGCUCUUGCAAAUACAGCAUUUUUAGCAAUAUCCGGUAUAUCCAGUACAACUGCUUCAACUAGUAACGAAACUCCAAAAUCUAUCGAUUCACAUGUAUUUUCUGAAAAAGAAAAAGAUCGUAAUUAUAAUGUGUACGGUAUUAAUGCAAAAAGUUUAGUUAAUGUACAAAAUAAAAAUGUACAUCAGUCUUCACCACCGGUAAAUCAUAAAAAAAGUUCUAAAUUUCAAGACAAUCGUCAUGUGACAUUCAGUUCAACACCUCCUGGAUCCACAAGGUCCGGUAGUAAAUAAUUGAAAUCAUAAAAUUUUGUUCUUGGUUUUUUAAUUUCCAAUUAGAGUGUGCUUCAUUAUUUUUAAGUUU